GAAAAAUAGAUAUUUGUAUUAAAAUUCAUAUAUUUAUAUGAUAUUCGUCCUGUCCUUGUCAAAAUAUUAGAGGAUAUUGAAGUGUGUCAAAUGAGCGAUGUAGAUCUGAAAUAAUGCUGAGAGUAUUGUCCUGCUGUGUGAUUUUUAUUCCAACCAACAAAUGAGAAAAUAUACAUACAAUCGUAAAUAUAUUCAAACACUUGCGGUAAUGUAAAAAUAUACAAAGCCAACUACAGAAAAAGUAUACACGUACUGACAAAUUUUAUCUACACACACAAUCGAACAUAUAUUGAAAAUGAAAUAUUUUUAUGAAAAAAACAGACAUAUAUACACACACGUAUAAAUGAAUAUACAAAUGCAUAAAUAUGUAUCCAAAAGCGCUAAAAAAACUAAGACAAACCACAAACUAACGUACAAAUAUUCAAAUGAAUGUACUUACAUCCAAAUCAUAUAAACUUCAAACAACGCAUUUUCAUUUAAUGUUUUUAGCAAGUGGCAGCUUUUGUUAUGACAGCCUAAAUCCAUGAAAAUUUAAAAAGAAAUGUAGCGCCAUCUACUGUAACAUAGCGCACUUAGCGCCACCAACUGGUGGAUAGCUCUUUGCUAAUAAUAAACAAAUAAUUUGCAAUAAAUAAAUAAUGCGACUAUAAGGAGAGUUAUAAACUAUCCUAUCUUUCAAGUUGGACCAAACUGCACACAGUGUUAAAAAUUUCAUUAAAAUCGGUUCAGUAGUUUAGGAGUCCAUCGAAAACAAACAACGUGACACGUGAUUUUUAUAUAUUAAGAUUUUUAGAUGGAGGACAUAUUUGAGAUGUCAGAAGUUGCCUCAAACGCUGUCAUCAUGGAAGGUAAUAAAUUGUAUUAAAAUUUUAGGUAAAAAAGGUACACAUAUUUUAUUUGCAGAGACUGUAUAGAAAGGCGUUGUUUUUCGACUACUCGCGACCCAGGCAAUAUAUGAAAUGAAGUAUCCCCAAACAAUGAACAAGUUAUCGAGAGAUAUUAAAACAAUAAGGGAUACUGUUUUAAAAAUGGACUCCCGUCUAAAUUCAAUUGAAAAUGUCCUUGCGAAUAAGAUGCCCGAAAAAUCUGAGUUCCUGGCCCAGAGCAGAUUAUUACGGAAGUACAAAGUGCUCACGGCCAGAACCCAAAAGACCAUUGGGCGCAUCACCGGUGACAUAGAAGAUGAGGAGUAUUUAGUACUAUCUGCCAAACUCCCUAUGUCAUCGGAGGAAGCAUUAAGCUCUGUAGCAACCGUAAUACAGACGAGGUUCAGUGCAGAUGCUCUGAUGCGGCUUUUGGUUAAGGCAAAGGGGCAUAAAGGCAAUGUCGACGGAGUCUUGCGUUCAUUGUUUGGGGACACCCUAAUAAAUGGCUAUAAUUUAGAGGGAAGAAGGGAAAGCAGCCGCUGUUAAAAUUCAAAUGCAUUGAUCUUCUUUUUGGUAAGCUAUAUAAAAUUUUAUAUACAAAAUUCGUUAUAACAUUACUUACUAAUUUAUUUCAGAUGUAUUUUUCAGAUAUUCCAAAGGAGCAGAUGAUAAGGCAUUAUGUAGCCUUAAGCCAUAACAGAUUGAAGCAACAAAAAUACAAGUUAAAAAAAAUAGUUUUAAGUUGUAAAUAUUUUAGUUGUAAGAUGUACACAUUAGUCCUAAGUUGUAAAUACCUUAGAUUUGGUCCUUUAUUACUACACGUCUAGGCGACGUGAUAACCAAAAUCCAACUGAUGUUGAAUAGCUUAGCGUUAGUUAAUUUAUAGUAAGGUAACGGUGAUCGACAAGCAUCAGGUGAUGAUGCUGUUAAUAUGUUUACUUACAAUGUAUUGAUAUUAAUAUAAUAGUAAUUGCUUAAUUACUAUGUGUAAUAGAGAUAACAAUAGUGUUACUCUUCGGAUAACAAGG
Zeugodacus cucurbitae (melon fly) is the source of this 1894-nucleotide messenger RNA. RefSeq lists its product as uncharacterized. The record is from RefSeq and is a predicted model, not a curated record. Bases 960 to 1412 code for a protein of 150 amino acids. NCBI's taxonomy places the organism in Eukaryota, Metazoa, Arthropoda, Insecta, Diptera, Tephritidae. The transcript is spliced from 4 exons.